GUCACUAACCAGGAACUAUCUGUCAAAAAAAAAAAAUCCAAACAACCAAAGCCUCACGUAACUGCUUCAGAUUUGUUCCUUGUACAGUGUAUAUAUAGCUUUAAAGGUUUGUGAUGGCUAGGAAGACUAAGAAAGAGGAAUAUUGCCGUUUCUUCACCGUCACAGAGCCGCGCGCACACGAGAAAGGACACACGGAAUAUAAAGUAACAGCAAGGUUUGUAUCAAAGAAGAGACCAGAGGAUGUGAAAGAAGUAGUGGUAUGGAGAAGGUACACUGAGUUGAAGAAGCUGCAUGGAGAGCUGUCUUACACUCAUAGGAACCUUUUUCGAAGACAGGAAGAGUUUCCCUCAUUUCCCCGAGCCCAGCUCUUUGGUCGGUUUGAUGAGGCGGUGAUUGAGGAGAGGAGGAAGGCAGCUGAAGCCAUGCUACAGUUCACUACAAACAUUCCUGCACUGUACAACAGUCCUCAGCUCAAAGAAUUCUUCCGGGGAGGAGAGGUGAGAAGACCAUUAGAUCAAUGCGUCUCUUCUUCUAGGAUUCUACCUCCCCCUCUCAUCCCUUUACCAAAUGGGGCCACCGGCCUGGGAGCUGAAGAGGAGACAGGGAGGGAGGCUCCGAUCUUGACCCAGGAACUAGAGUCUACGUUGGAUGACAAGGAGCUUGGCGAGCCUGAGAUGGCAGUGGAGGCUCUCAGUAACAUGGAGAUCAGCCCAGUAGAAGAGAGACAUACCGAGACAGAGAAAGAGGAAGCAGAAGCAAUUAUCUGCACAGAACAAACAACCAUAGCUCCCAGUUCCGAGCCUCUUGGAUCAUCAGCUGAUCAAUUAGAGUUUGAUUCACUCUUCGACUGUGUAUUGGAAGAGCCUGUGGAUGGUGCACAACCCCUUCUCUCAGACAAUGACCUAGCCAUCUUUGAUCCCUGUGCUAAAGAAGAUCAAGGCUGUGGAUCUCCUGAUCACUCUGAGCUUCUGUCCCUCAAACUGACCACCCAGGAUAGUGCAAUGUGUGGUGAGGAGGCAGACUAUGUGGUCCAGGCAAUCAGCGAGAUGAUGGCAGCCCAGGAGAGUGAGAAAGAGGGAGACCAGAGCACAGCAAUAAUGCGAUACAGAACAGCAGUGGAAAUCUUCAUGAAAGGAGUGCAAGGAGAUGUGGAUCUUCAGCAAAGGGAUGCAGUGAAGAGGAGGGUAGCUGAGUGCCUCGAGCAUGCAGAGCGGCUGCUCUCUUCACAGACUCCUACUCAACAGCGCAACACGUAGCGCACGAAUACAUACACACUCCUAACAUUACAGUAGUGAUAGAACCACCACACACACACACACACAGAAUUACAUACCUCUGCAACACUCCCAUGCUUAACUACAACUCAAGUGUUACUAUUCAACAUCCUACGACACAAAUGAACAGACUCUCGUACGCUUUCACUUUUCAUUCCUGCAUCUACUUAUAAGCUUCUCCUUACUCUCAGUCCCAACAGGUCUAUGCAUAAGAUAUGAGCACAAUUUUCUCAACACUAUGUUCCUUUCACCUUCUGGUAUUAAAAACUACUCGGACAGUGGACUGCCAUUUCCUUUCCAUGACAUGAUUUCAAAGAACACUGUAUAUUUAUAAGACCUGUAUUUGAAUGUAUUUUUAUUUUAAAAAAAUUAUUGUUAAAAUUUGCAAUGUCUUUCGUUUAUUUUAUUUUUUUUUGUCCUUUUGGAAAACAAGGAAAGUUAGUACAAGUGACUGAGUGUAAUUGCUUGACACUACCACCAGGUGUCACCACAUUAUGCAUCAUGUUCAAACUUUACUAUUACUACAGACUAAAUUAUAUUAAAUAUAUAAAUAUUAAAUAUAACAUAUAUAUAUAUAUAUUAAUACCUACUCAUCUCACACACAAUGUAGAUUAUCAGAUUACAUUUUUUGCUUGACUCAAGGCUUAUACAACUAACAAAACUGAAGCCUAUGGGUAGCAGUCAGCAUAAAUCUGCAGGCUGAAUGUCACACUUUUUUGAGUUGACAGGUCUGAAGGUGGGAUUUCAAGACAUU
Molecule: messenger RNA, 2028 nt
Organism: Hemibagrus wyckioides
Lineage: Eukaryota; Metazoa; Chordata; Actinopteri; Siluriformes; Bagridae
Gene: snx15
Product: sorting nexin 15
Exons: 8
Coding region: 114-1256 (380 amino acids)
Molecular function (GO): phosphatidylinositol binding
Source: RefSeq, a predicted model, not a curated record